CAGGGCAGAGCUCCAAGGGGGGUCCACCGAGACCAACGCCCGUGGGAGCUCCCGCCAAUAAUUGAUCCAGCUGCUCAGCUCCCUUGGGACGCUUGGCCAGGUGUUUAUAUCCGGUGCGGGGGAUCCCAGCACCCACUGCAUCCACUGCACCACCUUCUCGCCCUGCAACCGCCGAGCGGCCACUCACAACAUCGCCAGGCUCAUGCACGUCGCAGCUUUCCCUCUGCAUCGCGAAAAAAGUGGUUGAUCAUCAUCACUCGGUCACCACCCUCGGGCCCUGCGGUGGCUAACGCCCAUUGUGCCAGUUCGAGCUACAUGACUUUGAGAUUUCUUCUGUUUCCCUUACCGCCUCAACAUCCUCGUCCAUCGGCCGGUGGCAGUCUCUCCUUCAGCUCCUCCCCUCCCUCGCCAUCAUGGCACCUAUCCGCGCGGCUGUCUUUGCGACGGUGAGAGCUCUCUCCCUCCAGAACUAACCGCGCUGUUUCCCCGCAUCGUUGUUUGGAUGGUUAUGUGCACCAUCACUGACGCAAAGCUGGCUAGCUGCUCAUGAACGAUGCCUACCUACCAGGCGCUAUGGUCCUGGGCCAUUCUUUGAAAGACAAAGGUGCAAAGGCUCCUUUGGUCGCUUUUAUUCUGGUUGACCGAUUGUCCUCGGAUACCAUCACUGAGCUUCGAACCGUCUACGAUGAAAUCGUACCGAUCCAGGAGAUCAAAAACAAAAAUCCCGCCAACCUCUACCUCAUGAACCGAGCCGACUUAAUAUCCUCCUUCACAAAAAUCGAGCUGUGGCGGCAGACUCAGUUUAAGAGAAUAGUGUACUUGGAUGCAGAUAUGGUCGCACUGAGGGCUCCCAAUGAACUUCUUACUCUGGACACAAACUUUGCUGCAGUACCGGAUAUCGGCUGGCCCGAUUGUUUCAACAGUGGUAUGAUGGUGCUGAAUCCCAACAUGGCAGACUACUAUUCUCUCUACGCAUUGGCACAGAGGGGGAUCAGCUUUGAUGGAGCUGAUCAGGGUCUCCUCAACAUGCACUUUCGCGAGUGGCAGAGAUUGAGUUUCGUGUACAAUUGCACACCAAGCGGCCAUUAUCAAUAUGUCCCGGCCUACCGACACUUCUCAAGUAGUAUUGCAGCAGUGCAUUUCAUCGGCAAAGACAAACCGUGGACCUUGGGUCGAGAUAACAAGCUCAAUACAGGCGUCUAUGGUGAGCUACUGGGGAUGUGGUGGUCUGUAUAUGACAGACACUAUCGACCAAAGACGGUCACUUACUACGACGCCCAAACUUUCGACUCCUCCAAAAAGGUCCAAGACUACGUGCGUGGGGAGGAACCUUUGUAUGUGGUGGGCUAUUCAAGCCACCAGCCAGCACCGGGCCCAGGUCCACAGCCCCAGCAAGAAUAUCACCGUCCUUCAGAGCAACAUCACCACGAAUACCAGCAGGGGCAACAGCACCAACAGCACCAUCAUUACCAGGAACAACACCACCAUCAAGACCAGCAGCACCAUCAUCCGGCGUCCGAGCAUACCGGGCAAAUGCCCUUACCUCCCGAGAUUCAGGUGCAUCAUUCUCAACCAGGUCAGACAACGUCUGUAGAGCUGCCAUUAGGCGACGCACCUACUCCCAAAGCCGCGUCUGACUUCCAUCCUGUUCCUACCGUUGAACAGAGACGAUUCUCGGCACCCCACGCCGAAUGGGAUCCCGCACGAGAACCUCCACCUGCGCACUCGAAACCAGAAGCCUCCAAUUUCCCCACCAUGGUCUAUGACAUGUCGAGCGAGACCACGCUGUUCCAACCGCCUGCUCACUACCCGGAAGCACCAAAGGAUAUGUGGUACCAGGUACCCGAAAAGGCCCCCGAAGCUGCGAAACCGAAACAUAUCUUCCCCUGGGAGACGAGGGCACCCAAGCCGACAAGAGUAUUUCCCCAACCGAGACAGCCGAGUCCACCGCCUCCUCCGCCCCCGGAACCGGCACCUGUCGUCCCCGAGGAAGUGACGACUCCCUCAGCAGCGACUGACGUCACUGGUGUGACCGAAGAAAGCGUGCUCACACCGCCCGCGGCACCAGUCGACCUUUGGGCGUCGUUCCAGCAAAGGAGCAAUGCAUGGGACGACAUGCCUGAGAUAGAGCGUUACGUGCAGUCGAUCAGUCAACCGCGAAAAGGCAAGAUACAGGUCCUGUAUAACACCCUCGGACAGCGCUCGCCUCGUAACACCAGCGGGAGCACGACUCCCACAGAGAGAGACCGACGGCGCCCGAGCAUCAAACUAACCGACUUCCCCACCAAGGACGAGCGCCCGAGCUUACCCGUGACUCCAGCACCGAUACGACGACCCACAUUCUGGGGAGAGGAGAAGGACGAAGAAGGCACCUUGCCGACCGCAGAAGGAGUACCAAAACAAGAAGAUUGGGUGCGUCGAUUCUCCCACUACCCUCAACCUGAGUUUCCUGCUUCACAUCCCCCAUCGCAUGCUGCGCGUCAUGAUUUGUAUUGGAGAUGCCAAUAUUGUGGGAAACAGAACCCGAUCACAAAGUUAGAACAGCUGCAGUUGUUGCAGAGUGAGGCGUUGUUGUCACCCGAGGGGCCUCGGGAAUUGGCACAGGCGGCAGAGCCUCCGACAAGAAAGAUGCCAGAGAGCUCGACCAAGGAAGAGAUGGAGAAGGCGGUCAUCUCACACAUAUCCCCUACAAAAGUGCCCAAGGCGCCCAAACCCAUUCUGAAGCCUCCGCACUUUGAGUUGGGGCAGGACGUUGUGGGGGAAGUGGAAAACCCUACACGAGGUGGGCUAGAAGACAAAGAUUCGUCGACAAAAGUGCAAGCAGCCCCGGCGAAAGAGGAUUCGAUUGAUCCGUUGUCUAGGCCGGCUGCUGAUGAGGAGGAGGUGCCUCUCGAGCACGAACCAAGGGCCGUUGUGGCUCCCACGACAGCAUGAAGAUGGAAUGGAAUGGAACGGGAUGAGUGAUGAGGUGGCUCCGUCAUAAGGUGGGAAUGUUUCUGACAAGUGUUUUGCCGCAUGCUUGUUGUCGAGAUUGCAAAAGCUCUCUGCUUGUUUUGGUGGGAAUCGCUUUGGUGUUUUUGAUUUACGCAUGACUUACGCAUACAUAUGGAGCAUCUUUGGACGUCUAGUUUGAGGCUGAAUGGGCCAUUGCCUUGGGCGUACGAGUUCUUGUCUAACGUGUAUCAUUAUGUUCAACAGCAUUGCAUGGCAAGCGCCUCAAUUUCGUUGCUGCAUUGGCCGGCGUGUUGGGCUGUGUUCAUGGUCUCUGGCACAUACAUGUACUUAAUCGAUCACUUUGGAGGAUCUGGUAGCGUGAGAUGCUGAUUCAACUACUCGUCCUGGGCCAACAAUCAUGGCUCGAUGGCUUCCAUGGUGUGUGUCAUAGAAGAAAAAGGGGCCACCCCAGAAGUUCAGCCUCGG
Cladophialophora immunda is the source of this 3420-nucleotide messenger RNA. RefSeq lists its product as hypothetical. The transcript is spliced from 5 exons. Gene Ontology annotation, molecular function: glycosyltransferase activity. Lineage: Eukaryota; Fungi; Ascomycota; Eurotiomycetes; Chaetothyriales; Herpotrichiellaceae. Gene Ontology annotation, cellular component: cytoplasm. The coding region runs from base 547 to 2934 and encodes 795 amino acids. The record is from RefSeq and is a predicted model, not a curated record.